Messenger RNA from Huiozyma naganishii CBS 8797, 699 nucleotides. RefSeq names its product mitochondrial nucleotide exchange factor MGE1 (gene MGE1). NCBI's taxonomy places the organism in Eukaryota, Fungi, Ascomycota, Saccharomycetes, Saccharomycetales, Saccharomycetaceae. Gene Ontology annotation, molecular function: protein homodimerization activity; protein-folding chaperone binding; adenyl-nucleotide exchange factor activity. The transcript has a single exon. The coding region runs from base 1 to 699 and encodes 232 amino acids. Gene Ontology annotation, biological process: protein import into mitochondrial matrix; protein folding. The record is from RefSeq and is a predicted model, not a curated record. Gene Ontology annotation, cellular component: PAM complex, Tim23 associated import motor.
AUGAGAGCGUUCAGUACGGCAUCUGCGUUGAGAGUUGCAUACAGGAGUGUUCUUCCAAGAACGGCGCCUGUUUCCUCUAGAAUAGCAAGAGCGACGGCGCCCAGAGCAUCUGCGUUCAGGCUCUCUGUCCGAGGCUACGCUGACGAGGCGAAGAAACCAGAAGAGGUGAGUACAGAGGAAGCGGCUGAUCUGACGGCGGAGCAGCAGAAGAUCAAGACUUUAGAGGAGCAAUUGGAGACGAAGGAGAAGGAGAAUGUCGAUUUGAAAGACAGGCUGCUGCGGUCCGUCGCCGACUUUAGGAACUUGCAAGGUGUCACGAAAAAGGACGUUGAAAAGGCAAAGGCGUUUGCGCUGCAGAAAUUUGCCAAGGAUCUGUUAGAGUCUGUGGACAAUUUCGGCCACGCCCUUGGUGCCUUCAAAGAGGAGGACUUGAAGAAAUCCAAGGAAAUCAGCGAUCUGUACACCGGUGUGAAGAUGACCAAAGAAGUGUUCGAAAACACGCUGCGGAAACACGGUAUCGAGAAGGUCGACCCGCUUGGUGAGGUCUUCGACCCCAACAAACACGAGGCCACCUUCCAGUACGCCCAAAAGGACAAAGAACCGGGCACUGUCUUCCACGUGCAGCAGCUGGGCUACACUCUGAACAACAGAGUCAUCAGACCAGCCAAAGUCGGCAUCGUCAAGAAUGACGACGCCUAG